Molecule: messenger RNA, 3449 nt
Organism: Nelumbo nucifera (sacred lotus)
Lineage: Eukaryota; Viridiplantae; Streptophyta; Magnoliopsida; Proteales; Nelumbonaceae
Product: bZIP transcription factor 1-B
Biological process (GO): regulation of DNA-templated transcription
Cellular component (GO): nucleus
Molecular function (GO): DNA-binding transcription factor activity; sequence-specific DNA binding
Source: RefSeq, a predicted model, not a curated record
UAUUUCAUGUACAGCUACAUCUCGCGAGAGUAUGUGGGAGGGAAGUAGUUAAAACAGACAAACAACACCAGUCGCUGAAGGAUUUCACUCUCACUCUGAACUGAAAUCCUAUCGGCAACGGCGAUGACGACGACAGCAAUGGAAUCUUCUCUUUGAAGAAGAAGUCUUAACCGUUUUUCCUUCCUUUCAUCAUUUCGCCUCGUGUCGGGAUUGCCUCAUCGUUUCUCUUGUUAUCCUUUAGGGAAAAGCUGCCAUUUUCCAUUUCUCCCCCUUCUCUCGUCAAGCGAAUUUGAGACUAUUUUGCGUUGUUCCUGAUCGGUUGUAAAGUGUCUUGGUUGUUACUAAUUAUUUAAACCUGAUGUGUUGAGGGACAUUUAAUUGGAGUUGCUCUCAAGUUAUGGGGAGCAGUGAGAUGGAUUCAUCGUCAAAGGCGCCAAAGACGCCUACAACGCAGGAGCAGCCUUCUGCCACUACCACUGCCGCGGUUUAUCCCGAGUGGGCUGGAUUUCAGGCAUAUUCGCCUCUUCCUCCACAUGGCUUCUUUCAUUCUUCGGUUGCAUCUAGUCCCCAGGCUCACCCGUACAUGUGGGGAGCUCAGCACCUUAUGCCUCCAUAUGGGACCCCACCACCUCCAUAUGUUGCAAUGUAUCCCCAUGGCGGGUUAUAUGCUCAUCCAUCCAUUCCUCCGGGUUCUCAUCCAUUUGCUCCUUAUGCAAUGCCUUCUCCAAAUGGCAAUGCUGAUGCUUCUGGAACUGCCCCUGGUGGGGCAGAGGCUGAUGGUAAGUCUUCAGAUGGUAAGGAAAGAAGUUCACUCAAAAGAUCAAAGGAAAGUUUAGGGAGUUUGAAUGUGAUUACAGGAAAGAACAAUGAUCUAAGUAAAACAGCAGGAGCAUCUGCAAAUGGGGUCUUUUCCCAAAGUGCUGAGAGUGCAAGUGAUGGUUCAAGUGAAGGAAGUGAUGCCAACUCUCAGAAUGAUUCACAACAGAAAGCCAGUGAGCAAGAUUCUAUGGAAGGGGUCACAGGUGAGGCAUCUCAGAAUGGCAAUGCAGCACGUGGUCCUCUCAAUGGAGUACCUCGUACUCCACCAAGUGCAAUGUUAAAUCCAGCAGUGGCCAUAAUGCCAAUACCAGCAGGAGCACCUGGAAUGGUUGCUGGUCCGGCUACAAACUUAAAUAUUGGAAUGGACUACUGGGGUGCCCCAACAUCUUCUAUCCCUGUACUACGUGGAAAGGUCCCUUCUGCACCAGUUGCAGGAGGAAUGGUGCCAACUGUUGUUGGAUCCCGUGAGGGUGUGCAAUCAGAGCUUUGGAUGCAGGACGAAAGGGAACUGAAAAGGCAGCGAAGAAAGCAGUCAAAUAGGGAAUCAGCCCGUCGAUCCAGGUUGCGUAAGCAGGCGGAAUGUGAAGAGCUAGCCCAAAGAGUUGAAAUUCUAAGUGAGGAGAACUCCACACUUAGAUCAGAAGUCACUCGUAUCAGGAGCGAGUAUGAGCAGCUUCUCUCUCAGAAUGCUUCUCUGAAGGAGAGGCUUGGUGAAACUCCCAAAGGACAAGAAGAUUCAAGAACUGGCAAGAAUGACCAACAUUCAGGCAAUGAUAAUCAACAAGCAGUCGAAACAGAGCUUGUACAGAGUGGUCACUAAGACCAAAAGCCCUGCUUCAAAUCUGUUUGCAGGAGCAUAAACCUAACCCAUUAGCAGCAACAAAGUCCUUGUCUAUGUAGUAUGUCUUUUAAAUUCAUCAAGCUGACUUUCCAGUCAUGGAUAGCUGUUUCUACCAUAACGUUACCAUUCCAUAUUUUUUCUUUUGAUAAUUUUUUAAUAGUCAAAGCCCUAGAAAGACAUCUAGAGAGCAGUAACCUGUCUUAGACUUCUAUGUCACAGGGAGGGUGGUAGGAACAUUAUCUUAUCUGCUUUUACUUUUUUUGCCUUUGGUAUUACUUAUGGUUGAUGCAAUAUAUAGUUGAGGGGAGAGAAUAAUGAACUACUGAGUAUGUUGUACUGUUUACAAAGUUUCUUUUAACAUAUCUGAUGUUUUAUUUUUUUUACUUGUACUAUCUAUACAUUUGUUCAAUGGAAUAACUUGAUGAAUUUAUGAAAGAUCUCUUUAGGUGUUUCAGCGGAUUUGUGUCUUGUAGUCAAAAAUAUCUUUUAGAUAUUAUAAAUUUGCAUUACAACUUUGAUGCCUCAGUUGAUGUAAUGGGUAAGUGAUCGAGCCUCAAACUUGAGCUGUUUGGAUACUUAGAAACACCUAUUUAACUGGACGUUAUAUGCUUAUCUUGUAACACUUUAGGUCUCAUCAUAUGAAGUUACAUUAGAGACAUUGGGGAUUUUAAAUUAUAAACUACAUCUGUUGCAUGAGUGGUUUGGAUAAAAUGGUUAUUUAAAAUGCAUGGUGGACUCGCAUCAUAAAAAGGUAGUCUAGAUGAGAAAAGACCUCUCAAUUUUACACUUUUUAUGCAUUUCUUCAGAACAAAAUUAAAUUGCAACAACCAGGGUAUAUUUCACAGAGAACUCUAACAUCGGCGAACUUUGCAAGGUGAUAUUUGACUUACAAAUUUAUUAUCAGGGAUAAAUGUCAUGCAGGUUGUUGAGAGGACUGAUUGUAUGAAAGGUAGGUGAGAAUUGAGUAGAGCUUGAUGCCUUGAUCUAUGUGAACUGAUUACAAAAUCAAGGGAUGGACGGCAGCCAUGGGUCUUGUAAACUAGAGAUCUACUGGGAGUGUGGACAGCAAUGUCCAUGGAGUUGUAGGUGCUGAUGCAGACUGAGGAUUUGCAGAAUAGCUGGUUGGUGGCGAAAAUCUUGUUUUAUGGUCUGAUUCUAUUGCCAUCUGCACCCCAUUUAUGCCAUGGCAUCUAAUUGGAGGCCCUGCUGUGCAGAUAUUUGGGCUAAUGAGUUGUAUGUUGUUGAGAUAGAAGCUUCUUCUGCCAUAGUUGGAGAUCCUGAGCAUGAAAUCUCGCCUGUUGAUUGGAACUAUGGAGCCAGUUUGGAAAUGAUUUAGGUCAUCAAAGAGCAAUGGAGAAGCGAUCAAGUGUCUCAAUAGGAAGUUGAAAACCUCAUCCUUAGGUAUCGUGAUCUUUGACAGGGAGUCUUGGGGCAUCAGGAAGUGAUAUUUCCUGGUAUUUUAUUUCGGGGGAUCAUAUUAAUCAGCACGACGGAAGUGUAGUGGUUUGCAGUGACAUCCCUUUGAUUGCAACUAGGUCUUCAUUUCUGGAGAGUCCAUCUGCAGCCGUGACAGAUAAGAUUAUAUUCAUUAGGAGGACCAGUACGGCAAAGUUAGCUUGGCAAUGCAUCAUUUCUUCAACAACUAUGUGACAUGCCUAAUGCAUAAUUGAGAGGCUUUUGCGGUAGGAUUUAUCAGUGUAUGUGAUAACACUCCCUAUUAGAAACCGUUUCUCUUGUUUUUUUCUUACAGAACUUGGUGGGAAUAUGGGAUCGUUAUCUGUUCCUUAAA